UAACGUCAUAGAACAUUAGCAAUGUAGCAUAAUUUCCCAGAUGAAACGAAUUCACACCGCUAACCGAUUUGAAAAGCACAAACCCCAAGAAAAACAAACAACACCACCACAAAUCAUGAAGUUCGUCACUGAAGCUCAACCAUCUCCGUCUUCGUCCGCCGUACUCGAAGACGGUUGGUCCAACGAUGCCACAUUCACACUCAUCGAUGCAUGGGGCAAACUUUCCAAAACGCUUAACCGAAAAUAUUUGCGUCAGUAUCACUGGAAAGAGAUAGCAAAAACCAUCAAUGACCAUCACGGUUACUCUAGAAAAGAGCGACGCACUUACGUUCAUUGCAAAAAUCGAUUCGAAGCGCUUAAGAAGAAGUACGCGAUUGAAAAAGCUAGGGUUUCGGAAAACGAGCUUUACGAUGAUGAAUGGUUGUUUUUCGAGAAACUUGAUUCAGUACUUGGAGAUGGUUUACCGGCCAAGAAUGUCUCGCCUCCUGUUGAACCUACGGCGGAUGUUCCGGCAUGGGCGCUGGCACCGGUAGGUCGUAGAUCAGGUGCUCAGAACACUGAGAAACAACCUGUGCAGGUGAGAAUGUCGUCGGAGAGUGAGGAGGAGGGGUCACGUUUUCGCCGGAAUGUAGCAUCUCAGAAAAGUUUGGCGCCGAUGACAAUGACAUCGUCUCCGGAGAGUGUGGAGGAGUCACGUUCUCUCCGGAGUUUAUCUGCUCAGAAACGAUUGUCGCCGGUGAUAACAACAUCGUCUCUGGAGAGCGCGGGGGACUUACGUUUUCGGAGAAAUUUAUCUGCUUUUGCUGCAGCUGCUGCUGCAGCAGCUGAAGUGGAGGUCGAUAAUUCGGAUUCCUAUAAUUCGGAUUCCGAUGAUUCAGAUUUCAAUUACGAAGGAUAUGAUUCAGAGGUAAGCAAUGAGAGCAAGAAAAGGAAGAGAGGAAGAAGGGAUGUGGAAUUAGGGCACAGAGAGGUUGCAGGAAGAAAGGAUAGGGAAUUAGGGUAUAGAGAGGUUACAAAUGCUAUGGAGAAGCUUGGUGAAGUACAUGAAAGAGUGGAAUCGUCGAAGCAGCGAAAAAAUGUGGAUUUGGAGAAGCAGAAAAUGCAGAAACAGAAGAUGCAAUUUUCAAAGGAUUCUCAGAAGGUGCAAUUUUCAGAAGGUUCUCAGAGAAUGGAAUUUUUAAAGGAUGCUCAGACUCGGUGGAUGCAAUUUUUAGAGGAUCAGACUCAGAGGAUACAAUCUUCAGAGGGUUCUCAGAGGAUGCAAUUUUCAAGGGAUUCUCAGACUCAGAGGGUGCAAUAUCCAGAGGAUUCUCUGAGAAUGCAAUUUUCAAAGGAUUCUCAGACUCAGAGGAUGCAAUUUCCAGAGGAUUCUCAGAGGUGGAGGGUGCAAUAUCCAAAGGAUUCUCCGAGAAUGCAAUUUUCAAAGGAUUCUCAGACUCAGAGGAUGCAAUUUCCAGAGGAUUCUCAGAGGUCGAGGGUGCAAUAUCCAAAGGAUUCUCAGACUCAGAGGAUGCAAUUUCCAGAGGAUUCUCAGAGGAUGCAAUUUUCAAAGGAUUCUCAGAGAAUGCAGCAGCAGAAAACCAACAACUCAAAACACAUGGAUGAUGUAUCAGCUCCUUCCCGAAGCAGGUUAGAUUCUCAGUCUACCAAAAAGAAAGUUAGAGGUCCCACACUGAUGAAGAAGUUAGCAGACCGUGCUGAUGGACAGAGGAUACCGAUUGAAUUUGAUCAAUCAACUGGGAAAUCGAUAGGGGAAAACAAGACAAAGUUCAAGAGUUAUUUGGGUUUCCUUGGUCGAAGCAAAAUCAGUAUUUUGAUAGAAGAUUGGGAUUCCGUAGAUGCGAAUGUGAAGGAUGAAAUUUGGACAGAGAUCCUGAAAAUAUGGGAUGUUCCUAAUUCUGGCUUCUUACGAAAGAAAUGGAUUGCAUAUGUGGGCGAGCGUUGGAGGGCAUUUAAGACUAAUUUGACUUCUAGAUAUAUACAUGGGGAUCUUAGGGGACAAUCGCCUCUCGAGGCCUAUAAUUUUCUUGAUGAGGAAACAUGGCAAGCGUUUGUUCAGAUGCGACUGGACCCUGCCUUUCAGGAGAUAAGAAAGAAAGCUCAAAUGAGUUCGGCUCAUCAUACAACCCCUCACAGAUUGUCUCGUGGGGGAUAUGAGUUGCUCCAAGAGAAGAUAAUGCAAGAGAAGUUAAAACAAAAGCAAGGUUCAUUAGGUGAUUCGGUAGCUGCACCUCCGUCUCCACCAGCACGUCAUGAGCAAUGGAAGAGAGCCCGACAAAAGCCAUCAGGAGAUUACACAUCAGAGGACUCACGCAUUAUUGCGGAGAAAAUUGAUUCUCUGGUCGAAAAAACAGCUCAAGGAACUUUUGUUCCACAAGGACGUAAAGAUAUUUUGGCAGAAGCCAUUGGCAAACCUGAGCACUCUGGUUUUGUUCGUGGUGUUGGUCGAGGUGUGGGUAUUCGGCAAUACUUUGGACCACUUGAACGUGACUCCACCCCACCUGUUUUUAGUAGCGAACAAUUAAGGACCAUAAAAGUGGAGCUUACUCAGCAAAUUAAAGAGGAAUUGAUGCAGGAUCUGGAAGCUAUGGGUUUUUCUAAAAAACCCUCGAAUUUCCCAACUCACUCUCCUAAUACCGUUGUACCUGCGAGCACAAAAGGUAGUUCUUCCGAUGUGCCUCCUAUACCAGAGGAGGAUGAAAUCCCAGAACGAUGUGAAUUGUACGUUGAUGAUUUGCUUCAUGCAGUGGCCUAUGGCAAUAUUUACAAGUUGGGGCCUACCAUACAUAAUCAGAUACUAGAAAAUGAUAUGGUGAGGGUGGUUGUUAGUGAGGUGUUAGAUGCUAACGCUCAAGUGCCUAUGCCCACUGAUGAGGUGGAAACGGUUGGGCAGGCCCUCAACAAUUUCGUUCAAUGGCCAAAAAGACUAGUGGAGAUUGUUUCUGAUAAGGAUGUUGAUGGAUAUGAAAAAGAUGAUGUUUCACCCAAAAGGUCGGACCCUCAUGAUGUUUCACCCAAAAGGUCGGACCCUCAACUAGAUUCUGUUCAACAAUUGGUUUUAAAGGCGAUGUGUAUGUCAGAAUCUAUAAAGCUUGAGUUGGAACACGAUAAAAUGAAGUCUCUUUGGCUCUCACAGAGAGAUAUUAUGGAGUUGUGUAUGGGUAAACAAGAGUUAUCCAUAACUAUUCUACGAUUGUGGUUAACGUAUUUGAAUCGCCUCUCAAUUAAUGUGGGUAAGAGUGACUUAUAUGGAUUUAUUGAUCCAUGUUUCAUUCAAAGUCAACAUGAUCCAAGUAAUGCUGAAGCCUACAUACAAAAUAAGUUAUGCGAUGAUAAAAAAGAGUGUUACCUAGCACCUUAUUAUAAUAAUCGUCAUUGGCAAUUGCUCAUUAUUUGUCCUAAGAAGAAUAAUGUAGUAUUCCUAUGUUCGCUGGAAAGAAAGCCAGAUAAAAAUAUUAUUCAAACUGUUGAUUCAGCUUUGGAUGAAUAUCAUAAGCUGCAAGGUGUUCAAAAGAAGAAGCCAACAUGGAUUGUCCCUGUUUGUCAAAGACAACCUGAGAGUUAUGAGUGCGGCUACUAUAUUAUGAUACAUAUGUUGAAAAUUGUAUCUGAUGGGAUUAUUGAUUCAUGGAAGAAGAUAUUUGGAAAUCCUGAGCCAUUCGAUGAGGAUGAACUUAUAAACGUCCGACAACGUUGUGCAAGUUUGAUUCUUGAAUUUAUUCAAGGAACUAAAAAUGUUUGAUAUUAUAUCUCCUCUCUAUUCUGUUAACUAACAAUAGAGUUUGGUUUUGUUAAAACCUUUUUUCCUCUGCCUGUGAAUCUUCAGCAUCUUAUUGAACAUUUCUUUUUUCCUUUUUCUUUUGUUGUUUCUAAACUAUAUUUUAACCUAUUGUUUUGACCCUUGAUAAUACUGUUGACAUCUGCCAAUUGAUACA
Messenger RNA from Medicago truncatula (barrel medic), 3935 nucleotides. RefSeq lists its product as uncharacterized. The record is from RefSeq and is a predicted model, not a curated record. Gene Ontology annotation, biological process: proteolysis. The coding region runs from base 41 to 3742 and encodes 1233 amino acids. The transcript has 11 exons. NCBI's taxonomy places the organism in Eukaryota, Viridiplantae, Streptophyta, Magnoliopsida, Fabales, Fabaceae. Gene Ontology annotation, molecular function: cysteine-type peptidase activity.